Molecule: messenger RNA, 6292 nt
Organism: Austrofundulus limnaeus
Lineage: Eukaryota; Metazoa; Chordata; Actinopteri; Cyprinodontiformes; Rivulidae
Gene: trak1a
Product: trafficking protein, kinesin binding 1a
Exons: 15
Coding region: 702-3872 (1056 amino acids)
Biological process (GO): neurogenesis; mitochondrion distribution; vesicle transport along microtubule
Cellular component (GO): cytoplasmic vesicle; dendrite; mitochondrion
Molecular function (GO): GABA receptor binding; myosin binding
Source: RefSeq, a predicted model, not a curated record
CUGCAAAACCCGUGACUGCUGCUGCUGCUGAUGGUGGUGGUACCGUUUUCUCUGUCUCUGUAUUCAUUGACUUUUUGUAGGCGGUGCAGUGCUUCACGUGUAGAGUUGCUUCUGCUGCUAAGAAAAGGAUGUUGGAACGAGGAUGAAAAAAAGGCCACAUUUUGAUUUUUAACUAGACAAUACCGGACCAGUCAAGGAAGCUGAAGAUGAUGUGACCUGGAGCUGCUGUGGAUGUCAUGAUGAAAGAAUUUGCUUUGAAGGUUUAAAAUUACUGAGAUAAACUGACAGACAGAAAGAAGACACAUCUGAGGACAAUACGAGACUGCCAUGAAGCAUUUUAAAGAAGCAUGGACAUAAACACAACAAAGUGAGGCUUUUGUUUUGUUAUUUUCUGCCAACUGCUGGAGCAAGUAAUGAUUUGAUAGUUUAAUAUGCUGAAACAAUACCAGCACAUAGAGCAUUAUGCACUGAUUGACAAGCUGCUGCUUAUAGUUGUGGAGCAGAAAGGACAAAUGAUGAGAGACUCUAACCAAUGCUAUAUGCUUACUGCUAAGCAUGCUGGGACCACUGGGUGCUGCCUGCAGUCAAUUAGACCUACAUAAAACUUGACUUUAUGACCGUUCUGGGAUAUUGGAUAUGCCAGAGAUGCUAGGACUAAAUAUGCUGCGACAUUGGGACAUCUGUCCGAACAAGUGGUGAGGAUGAAGAGACGAGGCCAGUCCAGAGGCCAGAGAUUUGUCAAGGCUGACUACUAUGAACUGGACUGGUACUAUGAAGAGUGCACUGAUGUGCUGUGUGCUGACAGAGUGGGCCAGAUGACGAAGACCUACAGUGACAUUGACGCUGUCACUCGACUGCUGGAAGAGAAAGAACGAGAUUUGGAGUUAGCUGCUCGCAUCGGACAGUCACUGUUGAAGAAGAACAAAGUUCUGAGCGACAGGAAUGAGCUACUGGAGGAGCAGAUAGAGCACAUACGAGAGGAGGUGUCUCAGCUGCGUCAUGACCUGUCCAUGAAAGAUGAGCUGUUGCAGUUUUACACAAACGCUGCUGAGGAGAGUGAAGGAGAGUCUAACACCUCCACACCCGUGCGUCCCAGUGAAACGAAUGUUGCAGCUCCAACUUGUUUUCCCCUGGACUCCUUACAGAAGAAACUAAAAGAUUUGGAAGACGAAAACAAAUCCCUGCGAUCUGCGGCGAGUCGUUUGGAGACAGAAACUAUUUCGUAUGAGGAGAAGGAACAGCAGCUUGUCAAUGACUGCGUCAAAGAACUGCGUGACGCCAACGUGCAGAUCUCCUCUCUGGCAGAAGAGCUGGCCAAAAAGACGGAGGAUGCCUCCAGGCAGCAGGAGGAGAUCACACACCUCCUCUCUCAGAUAGUAGACCUGCAGAAGAAGGCCAAGCUUUAUGCUGUGGAGAACGAAGAGCUGACGCAGCAUUUAGGUGCAGCCAAGGACGCUCAGAGACAACUCACUGCUGAGCUGCAGGAGUUGCAGGAUAAGUACGCAGAGUGUAUGGAGAUGCUCCAUGAGGCUCAGGAGGAGCUGAAAAACCUGAGGAACAAAACGCUGCCGCUCAGCAACCCCAGGCGUUUCCAUUCUCUGGGCCUGUUCCCCAUGGACUCUCUGGCGGCUGAAAUAGAAGGCACCAUGAGGAAGGAGCUUCAAAUGGAUGAUCCAGAUGUAGAGGAACAGAAAUUACACCCGAAGCGAGUGUUCCAGACGGUUAAGAACCUGAACCUGAUGCGUCAGCAGCGUCCCUCCACAGCCCCCUCUCCUCUCAACAUCCCCGGCUCCAAUCAGACCUCAUGCUUCACCUCAGGGCGCUCCAGCAGGGUGGGCACACCUCGCUCCAACUCCAUUUAUGGAAGCGAAACAGGAAGUGGGAUCUUCCUGGACAACAGGACGGGCAGCAUCCUGGAGUGUUCAGAUGAUGGCUCGGAGGACUCCAACAAGCGGCCCCCCGGUACCCCAGGAACUCCGGGGAGCCGGGACCUGGAGGCAGCUCUGCGCCGCCUCUCCCUCCGCCGCGACAACUACCUCUCCGAAAAGCGUUUCUUUGAGGAAGAGAGGGAGCGGAAGCUGGCCUACCUGGCGAAGGAGGAGGAGAAAGGAGGCGGGGACGGCAGCGGCGGACCAGGGACCCCGACAGAGAGUCUGCUGUCGCUGUGCUCGCACCCCUCCUUCGGAAGCAUCCUGUCAGGAUACUCGAUGGCAGCGAGGUCCUACCUGCCGGAGAAGCUGCAGAUUGUAAAGCCGCUAGAAGGUUCUGCUACGCUUCAUGCAUGGCAGCAGUUGGCUCAGCCCCACAUGGGGGCUCUGCUCGAUCACCGACCGGGCGUGGUCACGAAGGGCUUCCGCACUUUAGCUCACGAGCACGAGCAGGAGGACGGCUGGCAGCUGGACCAACCCGAGGAGGACGAAGCGUCGUGCGACUCGUUCACCAGCUCCGAUCCAAUCAGCCUGCUCCACUCUACCUCGAUUUCAUCCCUCUGCUGCAACAAGACGAGCCACGCUGAGGCCAACGGCCGAGCAGAAGGACUCGGUGGAGGAAUAUGCGGUGCUAGAGAGGCCGGGGAGAGGAAGGACGGACACCUUGGCAACACGUCCCUCUCCAGUUUGUCCUCGUUCUCUCCUGUCCCUUCCCCUUCAGAGAUCAGCAGGCACAUGGACUUCAUGGAGCUCCAAGCCCUGCAGCCCACCACUGUGGACCACAUGCCUGUUCUUUUCCCUGGAAAAUGUUUGUCCCAGACCAGCUCCACGUACACCUUCACCACCUGCAGGAUCCUUCACCCGUCUGAUCAGCUGACCUCCGUUUCCCCCAGUCCAGCCAUAGCCACGUCUCAUAGCAGCACUAGCAUCGGCACGCCCUCCCACACGUCCUCCCCCGCACCGAUCUCGGCAUCGCACACACCUCCCUACACCCCCUGCUGCACCCCACGCCGCCUCUCCCUUUCCCACGCCCUCGCCGAGUCCUCCACCAACCUGCGGGAUUCCACCAAGACCACCAGCACCUCCCUGGGUCUGGCGCGCCUCCUGCUGGAGCGGGGCAUUUCGGCCUCCGUGUACAACCCCUGCAGCUGGGACCGAGCGUUGGACGCCGGCGCGGCGUCCACAGUCAUGGGAGGGAUUCAGGCGCAGAGGUGCGCCGCUCGACCCGGGGAGAUUGAAGUCAGACCGCCGGUGGAACGUCCCAACAGCCUCCUCCUGCGGCCCUCCACCCCGCCCGGCUCCCCUCCCUCCGAGUUCAUCUCCUCCGCUGCAGCUCGUCCCGCGUUCCAGUUCAGUCCUGUCAACGAUGACCCACCGUAUCGCGACGCCUUCUUGGCGUCCAAACCAGCUCGCACCAUUCUGAGGGAAGUGUUGGGGGAACUGGAGAGAGAAGGUAUCGCUCCGGUGGGUGACGACAACCAAACUGAGAUAAUGAGCCUCGGGCUUGUGGACAAACUGAAAUGUUUCCCCACACUAUCCCCUCUCUCAGCCUCAGGCUCCGCUGCUAAUGCUCUGUUAGCCCCGUUUGGUGCCACUGGGAUGGCUAACAACGCACUGGGCGGGGGGAUUUCAGGUUUAAACACAGGCCUGAGGAGGAACCGAAGUUAUCCAGCCAUGGUCGGGGCCAGCAUGGCUAUGAAAGACCCGGGCGGCCCACUCGUGCCCCACACCAAGCCAAACUCCCUGACACAAGACAUGGAAGACACGACAGAAAUAGACAAAGUGCAGCCGGACCCCUCUGCGAUUAGGAAGGCCUUACACGUCCCCCACACUUUAAACGCUCUGAAAACAGUCCAACCGCAGAGCAGAACACAGAGACACACCAGGGCUGACUGCAGGCUUCAGGGUUCACUAAACCAAGACAUGAAUGAGCCCAGGACGUAGGAACACCUCUGUAGGUAGAUUAGCUCAUCUUCCAGCCCACAGCCCCACACAUUCUACUACUCAUCCAUUUAUUAUUCAUCAGGCCAAAUUCUGCAUUUAACUGUUCAGCUGUUCUCCCAGGAAGGUGGCUGAAACAAUCCACCCAUAAAACGCUCAUUUUUCAAAAACAGUCUAACAGCUCAAAGAAAAACAAAGGGACAGUGAUGAAGAAAAUGGAUAGUGGCUGAAGCUGUUACCGUUUUAUAAACUGUCGGACCAGACUAACGAUGGUGACGUUUGCUGCCUUCCUUUGUGUCAUGUUUUUAAUUAUGAGUUGUACUGUACGUGCAAUAUACUGUGGCAUAUAUUCCUGUUAAAGCCCUAAUCUGGUUGACAUUACGCAGGUACAUUUUAACCAACGCUGAUUAUGAAGGUUUUCUUAUAUUGUUAAUGAGAUUAUAAAUUUGCUGUGGUUGUAUGAAGGUUUUCCACACACAGCCUUUUUUUCAAACUACUUCCUGUAAAUUGUUGAGUUUGUUCCUUUUGCUUUUAAAUUUUGAACAUUUGUGCAAACGGGCUGUGGACCACUGUUGGUGUUUUACUUAAAUAUUAACCUUAGUAGGUGGAACCCUGCUGAGACCACAGAUCUCUGUUUAAGGGAAGCCUGAGCACACGUGCCAAAAACAAGAAGAACAUCAAAGCAAAGCCAAAGAAGUUGUCACCGAUCAGUGGAUCAGUUUUAAGUCUGUGCUUGAAUUACUCUGCUCUGAAAUUGAAUUAAUGUUCUGAAGUCAAACACCCUGUUAAUAUCACCAGUUAUUUUGUACCAUCAGCCGUUUUCCCCUCCGUUUCAAUUCUGCAGCUGCACAUUGAGAAAUACUCCAGAUUGGGGCUUUAACGUGUCCUCUUGCUGUGACUGAAUGUUCUGAUGUGCCUACAAACAAAACGCACUGUACCUGGUUGCAUUUGUUGUGUCUUUGUUUGCCUGUUCUUAUGCAAAGUGCAAUAGAAAGAGUGUAAAUGUGAAAAAUUGUGCUAUUCAAAGUUUGCGUCUGAAUGCGGCCACAUGUUCUCAUCAAAGUGUGUCGUCGAUCGCUGUGACUGCAGAGCUUUUUAAAAGAAGUUUAUUUGGUUUAUAUGCUCAUCUAGUCAGUAAAGAGCAUUUGAAGAGUGACAAAUGCAGGAUUUUUUUUAAAAGUGGACACAAGUCUGAUUAUCUGAUAUCCUUUCGAGAGGCUAUCUACACAAAAGGCUACAAAUCAGUCGAUGUUAAAGUCAUUGAGCUAAAAUUUAACAAGUAGCUGAGACCUCUCUCCAUCAUAAACAACAAGCCAUGACAGAUUAGGCAACAUCUUUGUUUCAAACUUGGACUUGCAAGGUCAGACUGUGUGCAUUUCUUCAUGGAUUCUUUGUUUUGAAGCAUAAAUCUUGUUUUCAAUCAUAUAAGUAUGAACAUUAGAGUCAUUCUCAUGUCAGUUAGCUGAGAGUAAAACUGUAGCUGAGACUUGUGAGCGUAAUCAUUAAAUGAAUGAUUUAUAACACCCACAUAUUUUUACCAUCAGAAUCUGAGCUUUAAUCUGUUUUCGGCUGUUUCUGUCUUAACUGAGUCCGUUUCAGUGUCUGCAGUUCUGACCCAGACUUUGAUCUGUGUUGCUGUCAAGUCCACCACCUGACAUUUUAAAAACACUAACUGGCUUUUGAUUUUGUUUUUUUCUCUAAUCUGAUUCAGUUGAGCAACUAACGCCAAGUUAAAAAUGAAUUAAACUGAUGAAAGCUGCUUCAUUAAAACAAGCAGGUCACUUUCAGUAACCUGGACCAGUGAGCAGAAGCUAAAAUCUAAUUUUUGCUGCAUGUGUUUAAGUGAAGGAUGUUUUCUGGUUUAGUUUAUUUGAAUGUCACUGAUGCAGGUAAGUGUGUAAUAUUUUAGUUUUAUCAUUCUCAUUGAAAAAGUAUUACCUGUCUACGAGAUCAGAGUGCAAUGAUUCUGCCUUUCAAAUCACAGUAAUGGCACUUUUUUUUGAGAAGGAAUAAAAGUUGCAGUAUUUUUUGAAGAAGCUAAAUGACUGAAGCAAGUGCGUGUGCGUGUGCGUGCGUGUGUGUAUGUGUGUGUGUGGGUGAGUGAGUGAGAAGGAAAACACAGUUUUUCUGUGCCACCUCUGAAUGUGAGUCCUUACAGUCUUCCUGCUUGUAGGGUCGUGUGUUAAUGUGCAGUGUUUUGUUCAAAAUUCAGUUUGCAUUAACUUCCUGUAGAGAACUAUUAUGGCAUUGUAAAUGUGUGCAAUGUAUGUUACCUUUUUGAAAACCUAUAGAAAAACAAUGUAUUAUUAAAGCUGAGUUGUUUAUUUAGUGAUAAAAAAGGGAAAAUGCUGUUCUUAUCAGGGACUGGUUGUUCAGAACAGAUUAAAAUGUCAACAAAAUGAUUAAAAAAAAUAAGAACCUGA